AUGGCGUCGUUGCGUUAGUGAUUUGCGUGACAAGCAUUUAAUUCGCGUUGAAAUAAUUCCGCGAUUUCCGCCGUUUCAACGUUUCGAAGCCGUCAAGACGCCGCGACCCGGUGAUUACAUUGCUGUGAGUUCUGUUUUGCGUUAUUUAAUUUAAUUCGUAGGUAAGUGUUACAAUAAUUCAGGUAUUAAUUUGAUUGAUUCGGUAACGCCUAAAAAAUAGUCUACGCGGCAACAUAAAAUACAUUUGGCGAAUAAAAUUCUUAAAAUUAACGCCCACAAUAUUAUUGUUCUUUUAGCGCGUUUAAUAUUUGGGGAGUUUUCUAAUUUGUAUUUUUAAACAAAUCCACGGUGAUCAUUUAUAAUAAUAGCUACUACGAGUAGAUUGUGCUAUUGCCGUUCACUGUUUCUGCUUUUUUUUUUUUAUUUUCAUAGUUCGGUUUUCUCUUUAUUGUGACAACAUUUUCAAUUUAGUUGCCAAUAUAAAAUGUUUAUUAGUAUUUUGUGAAACCUUGGUAGGUAGUAUCUAUUUCAUUUUACCUGUUAUACCUCCAGCACAGCUAAUGCCACCUAACAAUUAUUCUCCUUGUAUGCAGGAACGUAUUUAACUUGUUUUGUUGUCCAUUGGAAUAAUAAAUAAUUAUUACUAUGUACUGUUUUUAAGGCUGGGACACUUCAAGUCCGGCUUCCCGUAUUCCCAUACUCAGCUUUAUUGUUGGUUGGUAUAGUGGUGUAAUAAUUCAACUACUUAUGCAUUAUAUUAUUACAAGUAAACAUUAUAAGACAUUUAAAUCCACAAUUCUAUUACUAAUUUAUUAUUAAUCUCCCAAAUGUAAUAUUAUCAUUAAUACCUAAUAUGUAUAUACCUAAUACCCAUAUAAUGUAUUAUAAUUUACCUACUGUUAUCUGUUGUAGAUUUUAUAAAAAUCGCUCACUCUCAAAAACCUCGAACAAUUUUUUUGAAUACAAUGGAUCAAGGCAAAAAGUAGGUAUUCUUAGGUUAAACGGAUUGGUGACUGUGUUUAUUUUAGUCAAUUUAGAUUUUAGAACUAAAAAAAAUAUAUACAAACUAGGUAAAUGAAACUAUAGGAAAUGUGUUUGAGGCAUUUAAAUUUAAAAAAAUGGAUUAUGAUGCUUUAGGUUCUUAACUAAAAUUUGUUGAAAACAACAAUCCUUUUAAUUAUUUUUUAUAAUAGAUUGUAAAAAAAAUUAGAUUGUAUUUUUGAAAAAUAUUCAAAAUUGAACUUGAGUAUUUUUAAUUUUACUUAAUAUAAUGAAAAUAGUUCCAAUAUAUCAUUGUGAACUUAACAAACCUAGCAAACUGAACAUAUCGUAAAACAUUAAAAUUUGUCAAAACAAACAGCUGGCUUUUCAAUAAUCCAUUAAUAAAACAGUAAAUAACAAAAUGUAUUUAUUUACAAUUGUAUUUAAAUAAUAUAAUGUAAUAGUAAAAUCUAAUAAAAUCAAUCCAUUUAUUGAAUUACAAAUCAUUGUUGUUGACUCUUUAAUACAUUAUUACCUACUGACAUAAUUAUUGGUAUUGGUAUUUUUUUAAUAUUGUUCAGGAAAAGCAAACAAAUUAAUUCAUUGAAAUAUUAAACUUAAGUAGUAGAUAAUUUAUUAGUAUAAUUCAAAUUUUUUUUGUGUUAAUAUCAAUCAAACUAAUACGCCAUUAUAACCAAUAUUGCUACGUGUACAAUUUUUUUUUAUCCAUAAAUAAAGUAAAUAAAUGUGAUAGGUUAUUUAUUAUCCAUUUAAUGGUUUUGAUAAAUGUAUUGUUCACUUCAGUUUUAUAUUUUUUUGUUUUCUUAGAUAUUAAUUCAAUUUUAAAUUUUCUUUUAGUGACAACCUUCUUGUUUGAUAUAGUUGGAUAUUUUUUCUGAAAAUGUUUAAUACAUUGUACACAGUCUAUUAAACUUGACUUUUUGCCAUCUUGUAACUUUAUUAUAAUUUGUUUGCUACCCAUUAAUCAUAUAAUUUAUAAAAUACUAUUACUAUUAUAAUUAAUUACUAAUAAAAACAAUAAUUGAGUAGGUAUAUACAAACAAUUCCAUUUGAUGAUUUAUUCACCUAUUAAUAGUACCUACUCAGAUAUUUUUAUUAGUCAAAUAUUUAGUUACAGUUUUUAUAAGUAUUGAAGUUAUAGUAAUAUAAAAAAAUACCUAUUUAUUAUUUGAAUCAUGUAUUAGGUAACUCUUAUAAUUAUGACAAAAAAGAUAGAGAUGAUUACAAUGUGUUUCAGUUAUGUUCAGUAUGUAUAUUAUAUCCUCUACACUAGACCUAUUUUGUAAUUCUUUAUUACUAUUGGUUAUGCUAUUGUUAGCUAAUAAUACAUGGAAAACUAUAAUAAUUGUGAAAUGAAGAAAUAUUUGAGUGGGAUCUGAGUAUAAAAAAAAUUAUCCAUUUUGUUAUGAUUUUAAUAUAGUCAUGUAGAUUAUAUUAAUUAGUUAAGUGUAAAUGAUGGACGAUGAUGAAAUGUAAACUAUUGAAAUAUAACAAAGUUAAACUUUACACAUUUAGUAUACUAGGAAGAUAAUAUAACAAAAAGGUAUAAAUAUAAAUAUCUCAGUAGAUAAAUCGUUCUUAAACUGAUUUAAUGUAAGAUGGAAAACAUCAAAUUCUCUUGUUAAUUUAUUUACUUCAUUAGAUAUUUUGUUUACAAUACAUAUUUUAAUUCUGUUGAAACAUGUAUGAAACAUAGAAGUCUUGUGAUUCUCUUGGGUACACAAAAUUUAAAAUCUUCAAUAUUGUAGGGGGUAUUAAUCAAUCCAUUGAACCUCGUAGAAAAAUGGUAGUAAAGGUCAAUUAUGGUCACUUAUGUAAAGGUUACAACUAGCUUCUGUUAUGGAUAAUAAGGUGGUAUUUGACUUGACUGCUGUUUAGUUUAAUUCUUUCUUUAGUAUGUCUUUCAAUUCCUAAUAUUUGACUUUAUUUAUCAUAUAACCAGACAACCUGUAUGUUCUUUAAAAUAUAGUUUGCUAUCUAAAAUGAUUUCAAGAUCUUUUAUCAAGUGAGUAUCCAUAAUUGAUGCAUCUUUCACAUUGUAAUUUAUUGGAAUUAAUGUAUUGUCUUUUUUUUGAGGUGUAAUUAUUUUGUAUUUUGCUGGAUUUACCUUCAUGUCAUAUUAAUAUUUAUUAAGCCAUUAAAAUAUAUUACAGGCUUGAAAAUAGUAAAUUUAUAAUUGAUAUUAGUUUAUAGCUCUGAUAUAAUGGUUUUGAAUUUAAGUGGAAUUAUUUAUAAAAGUUAAUCUGAAGAACUCUGUAAAUAGAUCUGAUACACUAGAUAGUUGACUAUAUUUAUUUUAUAGAUUUUUUGUGUUUAUUAUAUUAUUUUUUUUAACAACUUAUGUAUUUUAUUAUUUUUUAGAGACACGUGUCAACCACAUUAUCUGUCUAAUUUGAAGAUUCCAAAAGGUGUAACUAUAACACCAGUUGUCCAAGAUGAAGAUAAAAAGAUAAUUUCUUUACUAAAAAAAUUACCUAAUAUAACAUUCACUUGUUAUAAUCCCAAACCAGUUUUUAAAGUACCUGAACCUCCAAAACCUAUUAAAAAAAAUGUUAGAAAUGGUUCGGUAAAGAGUCAGAAUAAUAGUAUAAGCAAUAUAAAUCAAGUUUUAAAUGUUAAUGGUAAAAAUCUGAAGAGAAAUUCAAAUCAUCAAGACAUUUCUGAAAACUACAUAGGAAAAGAGAAUAAUCAGACAAUUAUCAAUAACUAUAAAGAAAAAUGUUUUUAUAGUCUUUAUAAUACUAAAAAACCAAACAAAUCAGAAACAUUACUUCACACAAAACCAGUAGACAAUAUUCCUAAGGCAAUUCAAAUUAUAGAUUUGAGUGAGGACAAUACUGAUUCUAGAUAUAAUAGUCUUUCCGUGGAUGUUGGUCAAUCUGAAUACAGUAACGCUAAUUUAAAAAAUAACCAAAAUAACAAAGUGGAUUACAGUAUGGGGAUAGACAUGUCUAUUGAACUAAACGAGAAUUUGUUGUUGCAGGAAAUUGGUAAUUUUUGUGAUAAUCUAGUCAAACAAAAUUCUGAAGUAGCUGACUCUUCAAAACCUACUAAAAAAAAUGAUGAACAAACCUUGAAACGCAAAUAUAAUGCUACCAUAUCAAUGAUAAAUAAUGCUGAUAAAACAGUUAAAAAUAAUUCAGAGAAUGCUUCUGAAAAAUACACAAGAAAAAAGAAUAAUGAACAAAUUAGUUUUUCUAAUGCCAAAAAAGUCAAAAAAUCUGAAACUUUUUCUAAGAAUAAAUUGAUAAAAUUAAAAACUGUAACACCAGCAAGGAAAGUAAAUAAUUUGGCUAUUGAUGAAGAUUAUACACUUAUGGAUAUAUCAACCAUGGGUAAAGUCAGUAUUAUUCCUUCACCUCCACCUUUAGAUUUGAUUAACUUAACUGAUCCUGGACAUGAUGGUUUUUCCGCGGGCCUUGAUGAAUGUGAAAACAGUAAUGUGCAUUUAAGAAAUAAAGAGGAUCGCAUGGUGGAAGACACAUAUAAUGUACAGAACGAUAAGCAAUUAUUACAGAAAAUGACAAGUCUAUUUUGUGAAAACUUGGUCGAAAAAAAAUCUGACGCAGAAAAUGUUUUGUUGAUUAAUGACUUUUAAGUGUAAUAUUAUGUGUAAAUAUUAUAUUAAUAUUAAUAUUAACACUAUAGGUGUAUAAAUAGUGAUCAUUUA
This is a messenger RNA of Cinara cedri, 4672 nucleotides long. Lineage: Eukaryota; Metazoa; Arthropoda; Insecta; Hemiptera; Aphididae. The record is from the annotation of a GenBank genome assembly.